UGGUUAAACUACUAGCAUAUGAUUCCAUAUACGAUACACUAAUCAAAUAAGAACGUUUAUCAGUGAGCCCACAUAAGUAUCAGUGAAUUUUUAUUUGAUAAAAUUCAUAAAUGUUUAUUCAAACCAAACCGUAUAUCGACUAUCGACUUAGAUUUACCAUAUAAUUACAUGGCAUUGAAGUCGUAUUGACCAUUCCGGUUUAUUAUUACGUGACGUGAAUUCGGUUAUUUAUAUGAGUAGCGAAUACAUAAUGCAGUUGAACCCUUCGUACAGUUUCACCGCAUAGAAGUUUAAACGAAAAUAAAAUUGCGAAAGAGAAAGUUUCAAAGGGAAAUGGCAUCGAAAUACCUUCAAAGCUUUUUCGUAAAACAUCCAAUAAUAUCCAACAGCUUGAUAUAUGGUUCGCUCUAUGUUGGAGCGGAAUUUUCACAACAAUUUAUAACGAGGAAAAUUUUGGCGGAGGAAAAGUCCAACAUUGAUAAAGCAACAUUAGUUCGGUAUGCAGCAAUGGGAACGCUUGCUUAUUCGCCAAUUCUGUACAAUUGGUACAAAUGGUUAGAUCGCACUUUUCCCGGAACGAACAAAGCGAUCAUCGUCAAAAAACUUGUAUUGGACCAAUUCGGCGUAACACCGGUGCUGUUGGUUAUAUUUUUCACUGGAAUGUCUAUAAUGGAACGUAAAAAGGAUAAACUGGAAGAGUGCAAGGAGAAAUUUCUGCCGACAUUCGCACGCUCAUGCUUAUUUUGGUUGCCAGCUCAAUCAAUGAAUUUCUUAUUCGUUCCGCCAAGAUUUCGUGUGAUCUAUGUGGGCUCAUGCUCAUUUCUGUGGGUCAAUAUUUUGUGUUGGGUUAAGCGCCAACAAUACAUCAGCAACGAGGCGGUGAUAGAAGUUAGUAAUAAUGUUAAGAGGGAAUGAUGCACAAGA
This is a messenger RNA of Bradysia coprophila, 924 nucleotides long. Its product is annotated as mpv17-like protein. Gene Ontology annotation, cellular component: cytoplasm; mitochondrion; membrane. The record is from RefSeq and is a predicted model, not a curated record. Lineage: Eukaryota; Metazoa; Arthropoda; Insecta; Diptera; Sciaridae.